This is a messenger RNA of Aricia agestis (brown argus), 965 nucleotides long. RefSeq names its product pseudouridine-5'-phosphatase-like. Gene Ontology annotation, molecular function: phosphatase activity. The record is from RefSeq and is a predicted model, not a curated record. Bases 241 to 930 code for a protein of 229 amino acids. Lineage: Eukaryota; Metazoa; Arthropoda; Insecta; Lepidoptera; Lycaenidae. The transcript is spliced from 4 exons.
ACUUUAAGUUCGUACGUCUGUCAGGCACUUAAGGUUAUGACAUGACUGUGGUUAUAAUUAUUAAUUAUCUUGAUUCUUGACCUUCAUAAUAUUUGAUGACGCAAAACAGUUCUAAUUUGGUGUAACUUUGUUUGCAUAGAUACUGUAACAUCGUAGCAGUUAGUUAAUUUUACCAGAGGCAUAACAAUAUUUUAGCAAGUAAUUACGGUACUGUAACUAUAAUUAAAUAAUAAUUUAAUAAUGACGUUUAAACCAGUGACUCACGUUUUAUUUGAUAUGGAUGGCUUAUUACUGAAUACUGAAGAUCUGUAUACUACAGUAUUUCAAAGGGUGGUUUCACGUUACGGCAAGGAAUUUACUUUCGAAUUAAAAUCUAAAAUAAUGGGUCAACAGAGCAAAGAGUUUGCCCAGUCUAUAAUAGAUGCCCUUGAACUACCGUUGACCGUUGAGGACUUUUUAAAGGAGACUAGAAAAUUGUUUGAAGAGUUAUUUCCGCAAUCAGAACUAAUGCCUGGAGUUGAAAAGCUUCUACGUCAUCUUCAUAAACAUAAAAUACCUAUUGGACUGGCAACUAGUAGCAGCAUUGAGUCAUACAACAUGAAAGUUGUCCAUCAUAAGGAUAUAUUCGAUUUAUUCGCUUACAAGACAUGGGGAUCUUCAGAUCCGGAUGUAAAAAGAGGAAAACCAUAUCCGGAUAUUUUUUUAGUUGCCGCAGCCAAAUUUCCUGAACAUCCACCUCCAGAAAAGUGUUUAGUAUUUGAAGAUUCCAUAAAUGGAGUGAAAGCUGCGCGCAGUGCUAGUAUGCAAGUAGUGAUGGUUCCCGAUCCAAGAUUAGACCACAAAUUGGUACCAGAAGCCACACUUAUAUUGAAUUCUAUUGAGCAAUUUAAACCAGAAAGCUUUGGUCUUCCAUCAUACGAUGAAAGUUAAAAUAUAAUAAUCAAUUAAUAAAGAUUGUAAAUAAA